CGCGGUUCGUGCACCAGCACACAACUCAGCGGAGAUGACUCUUGCACAGAAGCAACGAGGAAGUGUGGGUUGAACUGUUUGAAUACUGAAAAAGCUUCCUCACAAGCGUGAAGCUCCUGAAGGCAGCACGAGCCUCGAAGUCUUUGUCUUGCUCUGCGACGACGCGUUCAAUGUUACCCAAAAGAGUGUAGGAACUCCAAUGAUUCGGGUCUGACUUUUUUUUUUUUUUGACAAGCGCUUCCUACAGAGUUGCGAUGAACUCCCACAGUGUGUCGAGCGAAUUGAACCGGCGAGCGCGUUCGGAAGUGUGAUGGACGCACAUCGAGUACCACAAGUGACCAUCACCCCGGAUGGGGGCGGCUUCUCGCGGGAGAUGAAGCAGGAGGACUGGGAGGAAGGCGAAGCGGUGGACGGGAGCCUGCGGAGGAAGCUGUCCACCUCCUCCGUCUCCUCCACCGGCUCCUCUGCGGUGGAAUCAGAGGAUGACCUGCUGAGCGACAACGAGAGCAAAAGUAAAGGCAUCAUCACUCUGGAGCCCCUGGUGGACAGCGGAGAGACCAAGCCAUGGUGGAAGUUGAAGACUAUUGUCCACUGGCCCUUUAGCGCUGCCCAAAGAAGAAAGCUAAACUGGGUGCAGCUUGCCGGUCACAAAGGUAACUUCAAAGCGGCAGACGAGGGCAGCAUUCUGAAGAAAUUUUCUGAGAAUGAGGUGCAGUGCUUUGAAAGGCUGAGAGGUGACGCUCUGCUGCCGUUCGUGCCCCUUUACCACGGCGUGGUGGAGAAAGACGGAGAAUCCUUCAUACGCAUGGAUGAUCUGCUGACAGCCUUUGACCUUCCAAAUGUUAUGGACUGCAAGAUGGGAGUAAGAACCUACUUGGAGGAAGAACUGGUUCGAGCGCGGGAGCGGCCCAAGCCAAGGGAGGACCUGUACAAGAAGAUGGUGGAGGUUGACAGCGAAGGCCCGACCGCCCAGGAACACUCCCAGUGUGGCGUCACUAAACCUCGCUACAUGCAGUGGAGGGAAAGCCUGAGCUCCAGCAACACCAUGGGCUUCAGGAUAGACGGCAUCAAGAAAUGUGACGGCACGUGUCGGACCGACUUCAAGAAAACCAGGUCGGAGCAGGAUAUCAUCGAGUCGUUCAAGGACUUUGUCGGUGACAACGUCAACAUUAUACAGUCCUACCUGAGCAGACUGAUGGAGAUCCAACAGGCGCUGAAAACAUCGGCGUUCUUCAAGCAGCAUGAGGUCAUCGGCAGUUCUCUGCUUUUCAUCCACGACCACACGGGCAACGCUCAGGUGUGGAUGAUUGACUUUGGCAAGACCACCGCGUUGCCGGAGGGCCACGUGCUGAAGCACGACGUUCCCUGGCGAGAGGGCAACCGAGAGGACGGAUACCUUUUGGGCCUGCAAAAUCUCAUCCGCACCAUGGAGGCCCUAAGCAGCGAAUGAGUCUGGCUUGGAAAGUGGACAUUGCAAGUGGGUGAAAGGUCGCCAGGCUUUUAAUGAGCAAUGAAAGCGGACUGAGGUUUUUAUGUCAAAGGCAGCAGGUGUGCACACCGUGUGGCCAAAAGUAAGACCCAGCGACAAAAUACAGGGUUGAAAGUACAUAAUUAUCCAAAAGGGCUUGGCAAGAAGAACAAUUAAGAUUCAGUUUAUGUAAUUUGCCACGAAGGAUCCAGAGAACUAGUUGGUGAGCAAACAAACUGACAGUUUUAAUUCAGCCUUCAUAACAUACGACAAAAAGAAAACAGUGUUCGUUUGAAAAUGGAAAGGAACCAUCUGCUCAUGUUUUUCAUGUAACAUUAAGUUUCCAUUUCGAGCACGACCUCAGUUUCAUGACCUCAACACUGUUUUACAGAGCUCUACAAUCCCUGCUAAAAGUUAACCUAAAUUUUGUGGCUUUCGCUUUUUUAGUCUUUUUUUUU
Messenger RNA from Hippocampus comes (tiger tail seahorse), 1926 nucleotides. RefSeq names its product inositol-trisphosphate 3-kinase A (gene itpka). The transcript is spliced from 7 exons. Gene Ontology annotation, biological process: phosphatidylinositol phosphate biosynthetic process; inositol phosphate biosynthetic process. Bases 311 to 1450 code for a protein of 379 amino acids. The record is from RefSeq and is a predicted model, not a curated record. Gene Ontology annotation, cellular component: nucleus; cytoplasm. Gene Ontology annotation, molecular function: inositol hexakisphosphate kinase activity. Lineage: Eukaryota; Metazoa; Chordata; Actinopteri; Syngnathiformes; Syngnathidae.